Messenger RNA from Rhipicephalus sanguineus (brown dog tick), 3631 nucleotides. RefSeq names its product E3 ubiquitin-protein ligase Siah1. The transcript has 5 exons. Gene Ontology annotation, biological process: proteasome-mediated ubiquitin-dependent protein catabolic process; multicellular organism development. Gene Ontology annotation, molecular function: ubiquitin conjugating enzyme binding; ubiquitin protein ligase activity; zinc ion binding. Lineage: Eukaryota; Metazoa; Arthropoda; Arachnida; Ixodida; Ixodidae. The coding region runs from base 343 to 1263 and encodes 306 amino acids. The record is from RefSeq and is a predicted model, not a curated record. Gene Ontology annotation, cellular component: cytoplasm.
GUUUGUUGAACGGCAACGGGAUGCAAAAAGAAAUCGAGCGUGCGGUCGCCACAGUUUUCGGCGAUGCAGUAUCGCAUGAAACGCGUCACAUGAUCCGCGUUAUUGUUGAAACCCGAUGCCACUUUUAAAGCAGUCGCACACGCUGCCACUACGCUGCGACCAGCGGACCGCGAAAACAGCUGAUGACCCAGAGACUACUGCGACACGACGCCUUAGAAGAAACCUUGCAGGAGUCGAAGAGCAAAGGGGUUGUCCGCCCGCGGCAGCGGACACACUAGUGGUGCAAGCACGUGCUGAGGAGCGGCAGUGUCCGGCAACCAGUAGCUGCCAGUCGUCGGGAGCAUGAGUCGGCAAGCGGCCGGCAACAAGGGGGGUGGCGGCAAGUCCGAGGCGGGUGGCGGCUACCCCGCCCGAGGGGCCGGGGCCUCGGACGCUGCCGUUGGGGCUCGUGGUGCGGCGGGACCCUUUCCCGGGGGCAGUGCGUCGCCAGCCUCCACGUCCAGUUCGGCCUCGGCACUGGCCAGCUUGUUCGAGUGCCCAGUGUGCUUCGACUACGUGCUGCCACCCAUCCUGCAGUGCCAGAACGGGCACCUGGUGUGCUCGCCGUGCCGACAGAAGCUCACCUGUUGCCCCACCUGCCGAGGCCCCAUUGGCAACAUCCGCAACCUGGCCAUGGAGAAAGUGGCCAACACGGUGUUCUUCCCGUGCAAGUACUCGCUCACGGGCUGCCCGGCCCUGCUGUCCCACUCAGAUAAGCCCGAGCACGAAGAGGCCUGCGAGUUCAGGCCAUACCUUUGCCCUUGUCCCGGAGCGUCAUGCAAGUGGCAGGGCUCUCUCGACCAAGUGAUGGCUCACCUCGUCCACUCCCACAAGUCCAUCACGACGCUGCAAGGCGAGGACAUAGUGUUCCUGGCGACAGACAUCAACCUGCCCGGCGCAGUCGACUGGGUGAUGAUGCAGUCGUGCUUCGGGCACCACUUCAUGCUGGUGCUGGAGAAGCAGGAGAAGUACGACGGCCACCAGCAGUUCUUUGCCGUGGUGCAGCUGAUUGGGUCGCGCAAGCAGGCCGACAACUUCAUCUACCGCCUCGAGCUCAACGGCCACAAGCGCCGGCUCACCUGGGAAGCCACACCGCGCAGCAUUCACGAGGGCGUCCAGGCGGCCAUCAUGAGCAGCGACUGCCUCGUCUUCGACACCAGCAUCGCCCAGCUGUUCGCCGACAGCGGCAACCUAGGCAUCAACGUCACCAUCUCGCUGUCCUGAGCGGCGUUCCGCGUGCCACGCCGCGCGUCCGUGUGGACGUGUGUGGCACCCCUCGCGACUCGUUAGCAGCCCGGCAAAGAACGUUGCAGCAUGCACGUCGACAUCACCCUCUUACCAUUUCGUGUGUGCCGUCGCGUGAAGUGUUCGUUGCGCCUUCGAAGGACGUGCUGCAGUCCCGUGACGCGGACUACUAACUGCGGGUUUUGCAGUGUGGAGAUGGACAACGCGUUUCGGGAACAACGGCGCAAGGAUGUGUUCACUGGCCACGUGUCUUGGACGUGUUGUCGUUGCACGCGCAUACCAAUGGACUUUUAGCACGUUUCAGGGCAUGGAUUGACGCAGCUGUGACGUGGGUGACGUGACCACAAUAGCUGCGUUGUCUGCCCCGGUAUUGCACUGUCGACGUACUGCUCAGCUUGACUCAUCUGUAUACAACAAACCUCCAGGCGUGUUACUGCAAGGUGCCGUGGACGUUGCUCUCAUCCAAUACAUUACCCAAUGACGUUGCAUCGGCUCUGCGCCUUUUGCAAGCUUGGUGCACCAUUUUUGCACCUCCCUUCUGUAACGUUCAGCACCAUGGUUGGUAAUAGCGAUUGCUACCACAGGUAUGAAGCUGCACUUGCAGCCUAGGUGUACCUGCCUGUACGGCUGCUUUUGCGACCCACGAUCAUGGAGUGUUUUCUUACUUGCAUUGCCGUUUUGCAGUGCAGACACUCCACGGUGUCGUCCGCAGCAAACCGGGCCAUCACGCUGCAUUCCUGGAGACAAGAUGCCUUGGCACAGACUCGAGCAGCUUAUGGCUGCCUCGUAUUACAUCGUCGUUUCGACUGUGGCAGCGCGCUUUCAAGUGUUCGUCAAACCUGCCGCAGACACUGUUCCCAAGGUGCGAGUGAUCUCGAGGGCUCUAGGGAGUGCCCUAGAAGACUGCGAUGCGAGACUUCCUGCGAUGCGAGAGAGCCGCCGCACUCAUAGUCAUCCGUUGCUCACUUGAUCGUCUUGUCAUAGGCGGGGAGACGGAAUCGACGUCUUAGCUCGGCGUACUAGCCGCGCAAGCCUCCGAACAAAUUACCAGCGCGUGGCACCACAAGUCUGGCAGUCUGCACUUUUUGAGACGGGCCUUGCGGUCACCGUCGGCUACGUGAUUGGUCAGUUUCAACGUGUUGGGACGGUAAUGCGAGGUUAUAUCGAGAUGCCUGAAAGCACCAGUCUCUGGCCUUACACUUACACAAUUGUUUCAGUCAGCUUCAGGUAACGACAAAUUUCGAAUGAAGCCAGCUCCUGAAAAGUUGCAAGGCCACGUUGAAAAAAUUUGCAACUGCGAAUAACUCGAUCAUCUUGAGGUCGUGCAGAUCUCUUGAAAGACUAGCCACUGUCACAGGUUUUCCAUCACAUGAUGAAACCCUGAGAAGGAAAAAAAUGUGAUUUCAUGGACAUUGAGCGCGUUCCUAGUGCUGCAAGCGACGGGCAGCCCCAACGUGUAUUCGAAGAUUUCCCCAGACAGGAGCACUCGCUGUUGCCUAUAUUCAAUUGGACAAGGGCCAUCGCAGAUGACCAUAGCGUCAUGCGAGAUGCCAGUGGCCUACUGUGGAGUGGGCGGACAGUUUGCAGCCCCACAAGCUCCGUUGUGUUCACAAACGCUCUGUGCACUGCCGCCUGAACUUUUUUCUUUUAGGCCGCAGCGCUUCCGUGACGCGUAGCAUGUACUCCGGGCGUGCACGCGCCGGUGUACUGCUUGUGGCUAGCAGGCAACAAAUCUUUUUAGCGCUUUGAUUGGUGGUUACUCUUUGCUUUUCCUUUGCUGCAGAGAUGUUAAUUGGAUCGAUUCUUCAACUACGAAAUGUCUCUCGUUUGUCAUAUGUCGCCAGAUUCUGGCGUCGUCCCUGACGACAACACUGCUACGAGACUGCGGAUGACGUUAAACGCCGGUAAGGGGGCGCUGGCUUCACGCAAUCCUCUGAAGAUAUCCAAAAGGCACAGAAAUCCCUUGGGACUUAGAGAUGACGAAACAGGAUCAAACGCCGCCCACAGAUUAAUAACCCGAAGGAAGGCGGCCAACUGAGGUUCGCUUAAUAUACAAGAAUUGCGGACAUUUCGCAUUGACUUAAGUACUAACUACGCGAGGUUACAUAUAAACUGGCAGCCGGUUCAUUGGCUUGCCGAAACGACCUGCCUUUUGUAGGACGUGCGAAGGAGAAAAAUGCGUCGUUUGGGCCUUCCCUAUUUUCACGCCAACAGCUGGAUUGGUUUUGCGUCUUGACAUCAUCGCCUGUACGCUGGAUUCAGUGACGCUGUUCUUUUUUGAAGGAUGAAAAAGAAAAGAAUGUACAUAUGUUGCAUAGUACGGAAAUAAAUCUUUUAGUACCAACGA